UUAGGGUUUCAUAAUCUCAAACAUCAUCAUCUUCUCCAAAAAUUCUAGAUCGAUUUCCUCCCUCGUCUUUCACCUUUCGUAUUAAUGGGAGGCCACGGUGGUCUGAAUAUUCUCCCCCAGAAGCGAUGGAAUGUUUACAACUUCGAUAACAGAGAAAAAGUCAAACAAGAUGAAGAAGCCGCCGCAAAAGAGGAACAGCUCAAGCGCGAACAAUCUCGUAAGAAGGACGCCGAGUUCCGCCUCGAACAAUUGCGUACCUCCCGCGGUUUAGCGCCUUUGAUUCGAUCCGAAUCAAACCAAACUCAACAAGUUGAGAAUUCACAUAAAGCGGAACCGCAACCUGAAGCGGUGGUGGUACCGGAACCGGAAUUAGAACCUCAAUCGAAUCAUAUUAAUCUGUUUGAAGGAAUUAAGAUCUUUGAUCCAGUUGAUGAUUCAGUUAGCGGUGGAGGAGAGGGGAAAAGAAAGAGAAGAGGAGAGGAGGAAGAGAAAGGAGGUGGGUUGAAGAAGAUGAAGAAGAAAGAGGAACCGCCAAGAACAGUUGGUCCUGAAGAUGAGAAAUAUAGACUGGGUUAUGGAAUUGCAGGGAAGGGUGUGAAGUUGCCAUGGUACAUGUCAAAGCCUAGUGUUAAGGAUUCCGACAAAGGUGAUGAUGAUAAGUCGAGAAUUGUGAAGGAAAAGAGCAAGAACAGUGGAAGGAAGACAUUAGAGGAACUUAGAGAUGAACGAUUGAGAAGAGAGAAGAAAGAAAAGGAAAGGGAACGAGCUUUGAUUGUCGAGAAAAAAAGCAGCAGAAGGGAUGAUGAUAGAUCUGGUUCUAACAAGAGAGAUUUCAGUAGAAGAAAACCCUACUUCUGAAUUUUGAUCAUCUCAAAAUCAAGAUGAAGAUUACUUGCUAUUUCCAUACGUGGGUUUGAUGCAGAAAGGUGGGAAAUGGUCAAGAAAGGGGUUGGUUGGUUGGUUGGUUUAUCUAUCUCUAUCUAUAAUUAAGUCAUUAGUAUAUUUCGUUUUCAUGUCCAAAUUGGUGGCUUUUGACAUGUCAAAGCCUGCUGCUGCCAUUGAAACACAUAUUAUAUACUUGUAAUUCUCAGAAUUAGUUGCCUAGUUUCUUCAAUAUUUUAAGUCAAAUGUCCAAAUACAUGACAGUUAAUGCAACGAUCGUGGAACUAAGCCUGACAUAGAUGGCUCAAAUAUUAUUGUUUAUUUUUUUGACUGUC
Molecule: messenger RNA, 1217 nt
Organism: Impatiens glandulifera
Lineage: Eukaryota; Viridiplantae; Streptophyta; Magnoliopsida; Ericales; Balsaminaceae
Product: leukocyte receptor cluster member 1
Exons: 1
Coding region: 85-858 (257 amino acids)
Source: RefSeq, a predicted model, not a curated record